CACACAAUCUGCAUAUUUGAUUUGAUCAGCUGUAAUUUGUUUUUGGGUGUAAACAAGCUUCAUUACUGUAUAAAACCGAAAGUGAAACUUGUGAACUCAAACAUGCAUCAUACUGAAACUCACUGACAAACUGUGAAAUGUUGAUUUUAAAACAUGAAGUCAGUAAACAAACAGAUAGCAUUAGCCACUUUAGCUCGGUUACCUGUUACUGUUUUGGUCUUUUUUUUUUAAUUCAAACCUUUAAAAAUAUCAUUAACAUCAGCUGUUUAUAAACUCUGCUGUUAUUAUUUAAACUAAACAAGAAGUUGUCAGCGUUAAAAAACGUCACGUUAACGGUGAAAACCGCCAACCGGGAGAAACACCAACUUUCAGGCCGUCCGUGGUGGAUGUGUGUGCGGGGAAAGCCCCAAGGAAGUGACACCCAAACAUCACCAACAGCAGCAGCAGCAAGCCAGCAUGUCAAACUCGGAUAGGGUCGUGUUAGCCCUCGGAGGAGCGGGGACAGUGGGCUCUGGGAUAGUUAAAGCUCUGCUGGAUAAAGGUUUUAAAGUCGCAGUGAUCUCCAGGGACAACAGCCGGCUGGAGAGACUCAAAUCAUUCGUCUCCCCCAAAACAAAGGAUAACCUCACCACUAUAGUGGGGAAUGUGGGGUCAGAGGAGGGAGCGGAGGAGGCGAAGCAGGCCUUGCUGAAGGAGGUGGGGAAGGUGACAGACAUUGUCUCCUCUCUGGGCUUCAGUUGGUGGCAGGGGGGACCCCCGCACACCCAGUCUCUCAAAGACUUGAACUGGGUAACUGAGACUUUACUCUUCAGCACAUUUGUGUCAUGGAAGGCCUUCUUCCCCUUGGUGAGGGAUGACUCCAGCCGUACCUACACCUUCAUAACAGGAGGAGCAGGUGAGAAGUUGCUGAUGCCUGGUACUGGCUUCCUGACAAUAGGAGCUGCCAGCACUCUGGCCUUCUGCCAGGUGCUACGAGAGGAGUACCCCGAGGUGCCGUGCAAACUCAACCAGGUGAAGAUCAACGCAGGUGUAGCUGCUCCAGAGCGCAUGGCACCGGGCUUCCUGAGCCACCUGGACCUGGGCGAGGCUGUUGCCACCAUUGUGGAGAGACGGAACGCCUCUCACCACGUCUUUACCAUCAACAGCCCUGCAGACUUAAAAACUGUCAUUCUGGAGAAGAACCUUUAGACAUUGGAAACCCUUCCUCCAGUUCUACCAGGGACACAUCUAUACUCCCUCUGCUACUACUCUUACUGAACACUCCAGAAACACAUUUACAAUGUCUUUAGUUCGUUUGUUUUCCUCUCCCACAACUCUAAACCCCAUCCAUGCACAACUUUAUGUGAACUGGCUGUUGUUUAAACUAAUAGUGUAUAUUCUGCCGCCUGUUCUCAGACUGCUAGCUACUGUUUUCUUUGCAUGUGCUAUUGUGUGACAUGUCUAUAAAAACACAGGAUUAGUAACUCUCACCUUUUUAUUGUUGCCUGCUUCUGUACAAAUAUUGUCCCACAGUUUUUGGUCUGUCUUCUACAUCAUUGGAAGACAUGACGCCCAAUAUAACCCAGAGGUUUGCACAUGGAUCUGCUUCAAGCUUGGCGUAAUGUGCAAAAUGGGUAAACAGCAAGGUAGAAAGACGACGUUUAGGACUGAGAUAUUAGGGAUGUAGAUGGAAAGGAAUUUAUAUGUUGAGGAUUUUUGAGUCCUGAGAUGUUGCAGUCUUUAAGAAUAGACUUGAGACAUUCUAGACUUUGAGAUGUUAAGGACCUGACAUGUUAGGAGAUGCUUAUAACCUUCUGUGUUGGGGAUACUGAAAUGUUACGGAAAUCAUGUGCCACCUGCCACAGCUAGCUAGCUUCAAUCCUGAUCCGAAUGGCAAGACUUAAAGAGCGAAGCCUCCACUGGCUGCUUUUAAAACCUCUCUACAAGUUGUUGCUUAAGCUGUUGCUUCUGUGGAGACACGGGGGUGAAAAUUUCAAAUCCUGCAUUCAUUUCAGAUAAUCUGACAAGCACUUUGUUGAAGCAUACCGACUCCUUAAAGGUCUGGGUAUGCUUGAAAUUAAGAAUUUUACGUUCAAGAAGUUGUGUGAAGAAUUAUAAAAGAGAGCUCAAAUUGUACUUAUAAGAUCAGUUUGAUGGUCGAUACAGAUAGAAGCACUUUGUUUGAGGCAUACUGACCCCUUACAGAUGAAGGCCAUGGCUCAUUGACAUGGCGUGAUUAGGAAAAUGUCUAAACCUGACUGAUUAUGGAUACAGAGGUUAUACCACAUGGUUUGGUCCAUUUUGAAUAAAAACUGAAGCUUAAAUAUGCAGCAUUUCGCUUUUAAAUAAACAAGAUAUGUUUUACA
Larimichthys crocea (large yellow croaker) is the source of this 2345-nucleotide messenger RNA. RefSeq lists its product as hypothetical. Lineage: Eukaryota; Metazoa; Chordata; Actinopteri; Sciaenidae. Gene Ontology annotation, biological process: fatty acid beta-oxidation. The record is from RefSeq and is a predicted model, not a curated record. The transcript has 7 exons. Gene Ontology annotation, cellular component: mitochondrion. The coding region runs from base 457 to 1188 and encodes 243 amino acids. Gene Ontology annotation, molecular function: 2,4-dienoyl-CoA reductase (NADPH) activity.